AUGGCAAAAGUUAUUGGUAAUUGUUUACUUGAAUGGAAAUUGGAUAAGGUAUUCACUGUUACUGUUGAUAAUGCUUCUUCGAAUGAUGUCACGGAAAUUGAUGUUUUUGUAAAACGUGUUAGACAAGCUGUGAGGGAAGAAAUUAACGCCGAAGUGGAUGCUUAUUUAAAUUCUUUGUUUGGGGAGUAUAAAAAAAAAUACUCCAAAGGAUGUUAUCUUCAAUCAUCUCCAUCUAAAUCUAUUUCAUCUUAUGACACAUUUGAGCCAUCUAGUAGGAAUGUGAGAACAAAAUCUGUGAGAACAAAGCAAUUGUUGAAAAGGCAAAAGGAAGACUCUAGAAGUGUAGGUGCUAAAUCUGAGUUGGAAAGAUAUAUUGGUGAAGGACAAGAGCAGUUGUCUAAUGAUUCUAAUGACUUUAAAAUCUUAGAUUGGUGGAAAAUUAAUGCGCCUCGAUUUCCUAUUCUAUCCGAGCUAGCUCGUGAUGUGUUAGUCAUUCCAAUUUCAAGUGUUGCAUCGAAAUGUGCAUUUAGCACCGAUGGCCGUAUUCUUGAUUCAUUUAGGAGUUCAUUGACUCCUCGGUUGGUGCAAAGUCUUGUUUGUGUUCAAGAUUGGUUUAGAUGUGAGGGUACUCCUAUUAAUGUUGAAGAAGAUUUCGAGUUUCUUGAGCAAAUUGAACUUGAUAUGGCAACGAGCGGAAGAGAAACUUGCAUUGUUGAAAGAGAUAAUAGCAUUGUUGAUGCAUAGUUUGAACAAGUGGUUCAACUAUGCCUCGUGGUCCUAAAGCUAGAUCGCCUGUUUGGGAAUAUUUUGAGCUAGUUAAAGUAAAUGAAGAAGCCCGUAAAGCAAAGUGCCUUCAUUGUGGCCGAGUUUAUAAUUGUCAUCCAAAGUAUUAUGACACUUAUGGCUUAGUAAAGCAUAUUAAGAAGUGUCUUAUGCCUCAUCCAGUGAUUCGUAUUUAAGGCUUUAAGUAUCAUUUUCUAGACUUACUUUGUGGCUUGUGACUAGUUUGCCACUGUUUUGUUGUUUGGUGAUGGUAUUUCUAGACUUAUUUUAGACUUUGGUAGCUGCUAGAUUUGCCACUGUGUUAAACUGUUUUGCACUAGUUUGCCACUGCUGGACUGUGCGGUAUUUUGCUACUUAGGUGUUCUGUUUGCACUGAUGCCACUGGAGGCCUCCCUGCUCUCUGUGUGCUUGUUCUCUAUAGUCUAUUCUCGGUUUCAUUUAUAGUGUUGUUUCAAAUUAGAGUGUUAUUGUCAGCAAAACUUGUGUUAGACUGCCGUCUGCCACUGUCUUUCUCUGUUGCUGGGCUGGACGAACAACUAAAUGACAAUUUG
Nicotiana tabacum (common tobacco) is the source of this 1334-nucleotide messenger RNA. The record is from RefSeq and is a predicted model, not a curated record. Lineage: Eukaryota; Viridiplantae; Streptophyta; Magnoliopsida; Solanales; Solanaceae.